UUGUCGUUUGAAACUAUGACUUCUUUAAAAGGACUGGCAGUUUGGACGUUAUGUGCCGUUAUGUGUGCAUCUCAACCGGUGGACCACCUGCCGGUGCUGAAAGAGGCACCUGACAGCGUCACCUUUAAGGUCUCUGACAAGCCCUCGCCAUUGAUUCUGAGCUGUGUCGUCGAGAACGCCAAGAACAUCAAAUACAUAUGGAAAAAGGAUGGAGACAUCUUUGAAUGGAAAUCAAGAUCCGACAUUGCCCAAAAACCAGACGAAGGUACGAUCAUUAUCCAGAAGCCAAGGGACGAGGACGCCGGACAGUAUCAAUGUUUCGCCGAAUCAAACUUUGGAGUCGCUACCACUGGAGUGAUCAAAGUAGAAAAGCUAUUUAUAGACACACCAAAAGUAAUUCCAUUGAAACACAAACCCGUCAAAGGAAAGCCUUUCAAACUGGACUGCGCCGUGCCCAACGCCUACCCAGAGCCUGAAGUGCAGUGGGUUUUGCAAUCGGCCAAUGAUCCAAGUAAUUCCAAAGUUAUCAUAGAGAUCGAGUACCAUAUUACGCAAUCACCGGACGGUAACCUCUGGUUUGCCAACGUCACUGAAAAAGAUGUCCAUACCGAUAUGAAAUACGUGUGUCAAGCCUUGACCCCGGCUGCGGACGGACCGGUGGUACUUGCAGAGCAUUAUAUAGAAGAUCUUGUUGAAAAUAAAGAAGAGAACACCGGCGAACUGGUGGCGCAGUACUUAAGUAAAGAUAUGACGGUGCAAGUCGGUAAGGUUACGAUGAUUUACUGCAUAUACGGUGGAACCCCACUUGCCUAUCCGGGCUGGAGAAAGAACGGGCAGACAAUCAAGGAUGAGCCCCAAGACCGCGUAACGAAGUACAACGGAACUGGAGGCAAACGUCUGCUCAUCAAGGACACCUGGCUGGUGGAUGAAGGGAACUACACCUGCUUCGCUGAUAAUGAAGUUGACAAAGUCAAGGAACAUACUGUGCACUUGACUGUAGUCAGUGCUCCUGUGUUCAGCAAACGUCCACAAAUGAAAAUAACAGCGAAACAAGGUGAAGAGGUUACAAUCAACUGCCAAAUCCUUGGUGUUCCAGCGCCAGAAGCCACUUGGACUUACAACGCAAAACCUUUGCCUCGGACAGAUAGAAUAAGUGUAAAACAAUCGUCGGUAGGAAAUAGUACAGUUGCUGAUUUGACCAUUAACAACUUGGAGGGCAAUGACGCGGGGUAUUACGGAUGUAAAGGAUACAACGGAAAUGGAAAGGUUUACGCUGAAACUUUGUUGUAUGUCUCUUAA
Parnassius apollo (apollo) is the source of this 1299-nucleotide messenger RNA. NCBI's taxonomy places the organism in Eukaryota, Metazoa, Arthropoda, Insecta, Lepidoptera, Papilionidae. The record is from the annotation of a GenBank genome assembly.